This is a messenger RNA of Glarea lozoyensis ATCC 20868, 1563 nucleotides long. RefSeq lists its product as uncharacterized. The coding region runs from base 1 to 1563 and encodes 520 amino acids. The record is from RefSeq and is a predicted model, not a curated record. The transcript has a single exon. Lineage: Eukaryota; Fungi; Ascomycota; Leotiomycetes; Helotiales; Helotiaceae.
AUGAAACAUUUGCUGACCGCAGUGAGCAUUGUGCUCACUGUUCUUCCAUUGAUGAAUGGAGCGCCAACUCCGGUAUUUGAACCCCGCAACCUGACUCCAUUCCGAACCGCUCUUACUGACUUCAUCCUCCAGAAUUUAGAGAAGGAACACACUGUACUUGCAAAUGUCGAGCGUUCAAAUCCAUAUAGCCCAACUUUGGUGAAAGCAAGAUACAAUCAACUCGAUGCAGAGCUUUUCGAGUCCAACCUUCAAUACACAGCUGGCCUCCCCGUAGCCGGUGGUCUGAUCAGCCAACUCACAGCCCGUCAAACAUCAAGCAAUAUCCUCGGCAGUCUACUUGGGACAGUUGGAGGUCUUCUAUCUGGCGUUCUCAGUGGUGGUAAAGGAGGCGUUCUUGGAGGAGGAGCGCCAAGUGCUGGUAGUGCUGGUGGAGCGGCUGUUAUUCCUGCUUUUCCACCAGGCACAGGAACAGCAGCCCAGGCUGGAAGUACUGCAAAUUUUCAGGCUGGGAGUGGUGGGAGUUUGAAUCCUGGAUCUCCUGCGGUGCAGCAAAGUCAGCCUGGAUAUGGGAGCAUACCAGGUACCGGUCUGCCGUCUACUGGAUCUGGGCAAGUUGGAACUGGAGUCAAUGGAGGUGUUAGCUUGCCAGACUCUUCAUUGCCUCAGGCUGGCCAAGGUCAAUAUGGAUCUGGCUCUAAACCCGGGACUGUUUCUCCCGGCUUACCAUCUACUGGACCGGGUAUCUCUUCUCCAGGCCUACCAAUUACUGGUGGUCAAAUUGGAACUGGAAAUAAAGGAGGUACUAACUUGCCUGGCUCAUCGAUCUCUCAACCCGGACAGGGCCAAUACGGAUCUUACAGUCCUCCAACUACCUUUCCAAGUUUACCAAUAACCAAACCAGGUACAUCUCUCCCUAAUACCGGCACCCCUGGAAUUCCAUCAAACGGCCAAACGGGGAGCAAACCAACCACUGGAUCCCCACCAUCACUUCCCAGCUACGGCAACAGACCAAGCGGUAAUAUAAAUCCCAACCCUCCGUCAAUUGGAACAGGACAGUCUUCCGGCUCAUCAUCGACCCCGCCUGGGUUUCCACCAAUUCCACCACAACAGUCUCAUGGUGUAGGAGAUGGCCCAGAUAAGGAUGCUGUUGGAAUCUUCCCACUUGGUACCAUCCCGGGGUCACCUUUACCUGGACAGGGAACAGAUCCAGGAACUCCUGCCACUGGUAGUGGUUCUGGUACCGUUUUGCCUGGUUUGCCAUUACCUGGAAGCGGUUCAGGUAUCAAUACCCCGAGUUUACCUGUACCGGCUCUACCUUUACCAGAAAGUGGCUCUCCAGGUCCAACCUUCGGGUCAGGAAGCAGUGGUUCAAGUACCAUUUCCCCGGGUCUACCUUCAUCUGGCCAGGGAGCCGGAUAUGGUAAACCACCUACUGGACUACCUGGCCUGCCGACUGGAGGUGUGGCAUCGCCAGGUUCGCCGACGAAUGUUGGGUCUUCGGGUGGUGUAGCGGUGUCGCCGCCUGGAAGUGGUUAUGGAACGUCAUCUGUUGGGCGUUAUUAG